AUGCGAGGAUGUCUGCGGUUAGGCCGAUGGUUGAGCGCAGCGCCGAGGUGCCAGGCCGCUAGCCUUCAACCACCAAUUGGCUUUCCAUCAUUAAGAUAUACGCGAUCGUUCUCUACAUCGGGCACAUAUUCAGCACGCUCAAAAAUAACGCCAAUUAAAUUGGACACAGAUCUCGAGCAACGAAUCUCCGCGAUCCCAAUUGAACGCUAUCGCAACUUUUGCAUUGUCGCACACGUCGACCAUGGCAAAAGCACACUCUCCGACCGACUCCUCGAGUUGACGGGCACAAUCAAACCUGGAAUGAACAAACAAGUUUUGGACAAACUCGAUGUCGAGCGAGAGCGAGGAAUCACAGUCAAAGCACAAACGUGUACGAUGAUCUAUAACCACAAGGGCGAGGACUACUUGUUACAUUUGGUGGAUACUCCAGGCCAUGUGGAUUUCCGUGCAGAGGUGUCACGGAGUUAUGCCAGUUGCGGUGGUGCCAUUCUCUUGGUGGAUGCCAGUCAAGGUGUCCAAGCGCAAACGGUUGCCAAUUUCUAUUUGGCCUUUGCGCAAGGCCUCGAGCUGAUUCCUAUCCUUAACAAGGUUGACUUGCCAUCUUCGGAUCCAGAGCGGGCUCUGGAGCAGAUGAGGAGCACUUUUGAGAUUGACACUGAGAACGCCGUGAUGGUUUCAGCCAAGACUGGAUUGAAUGUUCCAGCUGUGCUACCGACAGUCGUGGAGAAGAUCCCUGCACCUAUAGGCGAUACCCAAAAGCCUCUGCGCAUGCUGCUUGUGGAUUCUUGGUACGACUCCUACAAGGGCGUGAUUUUGUUAGUCCGUGUGUUUGAUGGCGAAGUGCGUGCAGGUCAGCAACUCGUCUCAUUCGUUACGGGACUCAAGUACUAUGUGGGUGAAGUUGGGAUUAUGUACCCCACAGAGACCGCGCAAACUGUCCUCCGUGCAGGCCAGGUCGGUUACAUCUACUUCAACCCAGGCAUGAAGCGGAGCAAAGAAGCCAAGAUUGGUGAUACCUUCACACGAGUUGGUUCGGAAAAGCUCGUAGAGCCUUUACCGGGCUUCGAAGAGCCAAAGUCGAUGGUCUUCGUCGCAGUAUAUCCAGUGAAUGCGGAUCAUUUCGAGCACUUGGAGGACAGCAUCAACCAGCUCAUCCUGAAUGACCGAAGUAUCACCGUGCAGAAAGAGUCAUCCGAGGCCUUGGGUGCCGGAUUCCGUAUGGGAUUCUUGGGCACUCUCCAUUGCUCCGUGUUUGAGGACCGUCUCAGACAGGAGCACGGCGCCAGUAUCAUCAUUACACCUCCUUCCGUCCCGGUUAAGGUCGUGUGGAAAGAUGGCGCUGAGGACAUCAUCACAAACCCUGCUAAAUUCCCCGAUGACGACAGCGUCCGGCUCAAGGUUGCCGAGGUCCAAGAGCCCUAUGUUUUGGUCACCUUGACAUUCCCGGAAGAAUACCUAGGAAAGGUCAUUGAGCUUUGUGAAGCCAACCGAGGCGAGCAAGUCAGCAUUGAGUACUUCACUACAACCCAGGUCAUCAUGAAGUAUGAACUGCCUCUAGCGCACUUAGUUGAUGACUUCUUCGGAAAGCUGAAAGGAGGCACUAAGGGCUAUGCCAGUCUGGAUUACGAAGAAUCUGCAUGGCGAGCGGGUAACAUUGUCAAGCUACAGCUUUUGGUCAACAAAGAGCCGGUAGAUGCUGUAGCACGAAUCAUGCAUCUGAGCCAGGUGAACCGACAAGGAAGAAUUUGGGUUACCAAGUUCAAGGAGCAUGUCGACCGACAGCUAUUUGAGAUCAUUAUCCAGGCUGCUGUCGGUAAGAAGAUCAUUGCGCGCGAGACUAUCAAGCCAUACCGCAAGGAUGUCUUGGCCAAGCUGCAUGCCAGUGAUGUGAGUCGGCGCCGCAAGCUGCUUGAGAAGCAGAAAGAAGGCCCUAGGGGAAAAUUCAAACGAGAGACUCGAGGAUUUUAUUUUGAACCUUCAAUUUUGGUUAUUGCGGCUGACACCCGCCCAUGCCGAUCGCAUCUGUUUGAGUCACCCUGCCAUGCUCCGCAUUUGACGACGGCGAUGCAGCCUCCAGAGGGUGCGCAGGUAGACCUGGGCAAGGCCCAGGUCAUUGAUCGCGUUCCUAAGGUGAUCAAGGAAUUAAAGUUUGGUGUCUUAACCAAUGAUGAUAUUGUCGGCCAAGCCGUGGUGGAAGUUUCCGAUCGAAAAUUCUUCGACCUGGACCAAGCCCGAACAGUGGUUGCCCAUGGACCUCUCGACCAGCGUAUGGGUAUCUCGAAUAAGACCGACGCUUGCGCCACUUGCGGAAACAACCUCAAAGACUGUAACGGUCAUUUCGGACAUGUGAGGCUCGUCCUUCCUUCUUUCCACGUCGGUUAUUUCAAGCGCGUUAUCAGCAUCUUGCAAGAAAUCUGCAAGGAAUGCUCCCACAUCCUACUCCCUGAAGCCGAGCGCCGUGCGUUCCUUAAAGAGAUGCGCCGCCCCGGCCUCGAUAAUCUACGACGGAAUCAGAUUGCGAAACGAAUCAACGAACGUUGCCGGAAAACUCGUGAGUGUGGAAAUUGUGGAGCAAUCAACGGUGUCGUGAAGAAGACUGGAACUAGCGCCCUGAAGAUCACGCACGACAAGUUCCGCGCAUUCAACGCCUCAACUUCUGUCAAAAAGCAGACACCUAUUAGCAAGGAUGUGUUUGACAACUCUUUCGCAGAGGCAAGAAGUGCGAAUGCGGAGGUUGAGAAACAUUUCAAAAAGGCACAGGAUGACUUGAAUGCUCUUCGCGUGCUGAAGCUUUUCAAGAAAAUGUCAGACUCCGACUGUGAAUUGAUCGGUAUGAACCCAAAGGAGGCACGUCCGGAGAUGUUCCUCUGGCAGUUCAUUCCAGCUCCUCCAGUUUGUAUUCGACCUUCAGUGGGACAAGAUUCUGCGUCCACGGAAGAUGAUUUGACAGCUAAGCUGGGUGAUAUUGUGCAGAGCAACAUCAACCUUAAGAAUGCUUUGCUCAAGGGUGCUCCUGUUCAGACCAUCAUGGAAUGCUGGGACUACAUGCAGCUUCAAAUUGCUGUCUACAUCAACAGUGAUGUGCCCGGCCUCAAUAAAGCCGAUCUUGGAAAGCCAAUUCGAGGUUUCGUUCAACGAUUGAAGGGAAAGCAAGGUCGUUUCCGUGGUAAUUUGUCCGGAAAGCGUGUUGAUUUCUCUGGUCGAACUGUCAUCUCACCCGAUCCCAAUCUGCGUGUCGAUGAGGUUGCUGUUCCCGAGCUAGUGGCGAAGAACAUGACCUACCCUGAAGUUGUGACCAGAUACAACAAAGAGAAAUUACAGCAACGUGUGGCAAAUGGAAGUUCCAAAUGGCCUGGAGCGAACAUGAUUGUCAAGAAAGGAAACGGAUUUAAGCAGAUGCUCAAGUUCGGUAAUACCCAGUGGAUGGCCGACCAGCUACAAGAGGGUGAUAUGGUUGAGCGUCAUAUCGAGGAUGGCGACAUCGUGCUGUUCAAUCGACAGCCUUCCCUUCACAAGCUCAGUAUUCUAUCUCACUUUGCCAAAGUCCGACCUCACAGGACAUUCCGUCUGAACGAGUGUGUCUGCAAUCCUUACAACGCAGAUUUCGACGGAGACGAAAUGAACCUUCAUGUGCCGCAGACGGAAGAAGCCAGAGCAGAGGCGAUGGAGCUCAUGGGUGUGAAGAACAACUUGGCUACUCCGAAAAAUGGCGAGCCUAUCAUUUCCGCCAUUCAAGAUUUCAUUAGUGCCGCCUACAUGCUGAGUAGCAAGGACAAUUUCUUCAACCGUGCGGCUUUCACCCAAAUUUGUCUCUACAUGCUUGGCCCAGAAACGCGAUUCGACCUCCCUCCGCCAUCGGUCAUGAAGCCUCAGAUGCUGUGGACUGGUAAACAAGUCUUCAACAUUCUCAUGCGCCCUAACUUGAAUGACCCCGUCAUGGUCAACCUUGAUGCUGCAUGCCGUGAAUUCAAGAUGCCCAAGGAUGGACGACCAAAGGACUUGGACCCCAAUGAUGGUUGGCUAGUCAUCCGUAACUCAGAAGUAAUGUGUGGUGUUAUGGACAAGUCUACAAUUGGUUCCGGUAAGAAGGACAACGUUUUCUACAUUAUGCUCAGAGAUUUCGGUCCUCCGGCAGCCGCCGAAGGCAUGAAUCGUUUGUCAAAACUUUCUGCCAGAUGGUUCACCAACAUGGGUUUCUCGAUUGGUAUUACAGACGUUUACCCCAGCGCAAGGCUGGUUCAGUCGAAGAAUGACCUGGUCGAAGCAGCUUACGCAAAGUGUGACGAAGUCAUUGCCCAGUACAAGGCCGGUACCCUGGAAAAGUACCCUGGAUGUGACGAGCUGCAGACUAUGGAGAACCAGCUCUCUGGUAUUCUUAGUAAGGUCCGUCAGCAAGCUGGUGACGAGUGUAUUGCGCAGCUCAGCAAGUACAACUCGCCCCUGAUCAUGGCUACAUCCGGUUCCAAGGGUUCCAGUAUCAACGUCUCCCAGAUGGUUGCCCUUGUCGGCCAACAAAUUAUUGGUGGACAGCGUGUACAGGACGGCUUCCAAGACCGUACCUUGCCGCAUUUUCCCAAGAAUGCGCGUCAGCCCCCAUCGAAGGGUUUCGUUCGCAACAGUUUCUUCUCCGGUCUUGAGCCUCAGGAGUUCAUUUUCCACGCCAUGUCCGGUCGUGAAGGUCUGGUCGAUACAGCUGUCAAGACCGCUGAAACCGGUUACAUGUCUCGUCGUUUGAUGAAGUCUCUUGAAGAUUUGUCGUCAAUGUACGAUGACACCGUCCGAAAUUCGUCUGCCGCCAUUGUUCAGUUUCAAUACGGUGACGACAAACUGGAUCCCGUGGAUAUGGAGGGUAAGGCUAAGCCCGUCUACUUCGAGCGGACUUUCAUUCAUUGCGAGUCUACUACCUACAACAACGACGAGCGAAGUUUGUUGCCUGCUGAGAUCAUGGAGGUCUGCGAAGAGAUGCUUGGCAAGGAGCGGGCGAAGCUGCAGCGCAAGGACUUGCUAGGCAAUGAUCUUGCCUACAUGGACCGCAGUGAUCACGGUAUUGAUCAAUUCGAAAGUGCCCGUGAUUUCCUUGACUCAAUCCAGGAAUACGUGCAAGCCAAGGCCGACAAGUUGAUCUCGCGUGGUGGCGAUAAUGAUCCCUCCGACCAGCGUAGCCGUCAAGGCCUGGACCACACUGGCAAACUGACAAAUACGACGCUGAGAGCAUUUAUUACUGCUUGUCUGCUGAAGUACAAGAAGGCUCAGGUCGAACCUGGUCAUGCUGUUGGUGCCGUUGGUGCCCAGUCUAUUGGUGAACCCGGAACACAGAUGACGCUGAAAACUUUCCAUUUUGCUGGUGUCGCCGGUAUGAGUAUUACUCAAGGUGUUCCCCGUAUUAAGGAAAUUAUCAACGCCUCGCGGGAGAUCAGUACCCCCGUUGUUGCUUGCGACCUGGUCAACAAAGAGUCUGUCGCAGCCGCUCGCAUUGUCAAGGGACGAAUUGAAAAGACCUACCUCGCAGACAUCAUUCACUCCAUCACGGAAUGCUGGGACAAAGAUGAUGCCUAUCUCAAGGUUCAUAUCAAUCAACAGACGAUUGACGAUCUGCAACUUGAUAUCAAGACUCACCAGAUUGCAAAUACCAUCAAGACCCACAAGCGCUUUAAGGCAGGCGAUCUCAAGUUCUCGUGCUCGAAAUACACAAUUAAGAUCUUUAUGGAUCUUGAUCCGGCCAGCAAAGCAGGCCUAUCUAAGACUGAGAUCGCGGCCACGAGUGUUGACCCCUUCCUGCGCCUGAAGCAUCUGAAGCGUAUCCUUCCGCAUAUCCAAAUUCUGGGUCACCCACGCGCUACCCGCGCCAUCAUCCGAACAGACGAGACAUCUACCACCAACACUCUGCUCGUGGAAGGUUACGGGUUGAGGGAAUGUAUGACUACUACAGGUGUGGAUGGACUUCACACCAAAACCAAUAACGUUAUGGAAGCUCGGGAGGUUCUCGGUAUCGAGGCAGCUCGAAGCACCAUUAUCACUGAAAUCAGUGAAGUCAUGAAGGACAUGGACAUUGAUCCCCGUCACAUGCAGCUCCUGGCAGACGUCAUGACCUACAAGGGUGAAGUCUUAGGUAUCACUCGCUUCGGACUUGCCAAGAUGCGAGACUCGGUGCUUCAGCUUGCUUCAUUCGAGAAGACUGCCGAUCACCUCUUUGACGCCGGUGGUCUUGGUCGCACCGACCUCAUCGAAGGUGUUUCGGAAUGUAUCAUCAUGGGCAAGACGGUGGGACUGGGCACAGGCGCCAUGGAGGUUGUGCGCAAGUUGAACUUCUACGAAGGGCAGAUUGGCCCGCGCAAGACCGUCUUCGAAGACACUUGGUCUGAACUUUGCGAUGCCCCUCUGGCACGGAGGCCUAAGAAGAAGAUUCGGUGA
Messenger RNA from Penicillium antarcticum, 6411 nucleotides. RefSeq names its product DNA-directed RNA polymerase III core subunit RPO31. Bases 1 to 6411 code for a protein of 2136 amino acids. Gene Ontology annotation, biological process: DNA-templated transcription. Lineage: Eukaryota; Fungi; Ascomycota; Eurotiomycetes; Eurotiales; Aspergillaceae. The record is from RefSeq and is a predicted model, not a curated record. The transcript is spliced from 4 exons. Gene Ontology annotation, molecular function: DNA binding; DNA-directed RNA polymerase activity; GTP binding.